Messenger RNA from Pyrus x bretschneideri (Chinese white pear), 995 nucleotides. RefSeq lists its product as uncharacterized. The record is from RefSeq and is a predicted model, not a curated record. The transcript is spliced from 2 exons. The coding region runs from base 157 to 651 and encodes 164 amino acids. NCBI's taxonomy places the organism in Eukaryota, Viridiplantae, Streptophyta, Magnoliopsida, Rosales, Rosaceae.
UUUAUCGCCGUGCUCUAUCCUCUCCCGAACUCCAAACAUGGAGAAGAUAAUGAGCUCUGUUCCAAACUUUCUCUCUCUUCAAACCCGAAAGCUGCAAACUUUCUCUCUCUAAAAUCCAACCCCUCAAAAGUUGCAAAAUUACAACAGAGUCCCAACAUGUCGGCCAUUUCUCUCACCAAGUUCAUCGUCUUCUCUUCCAUCGCCUCCUCAACUUUCCCAAAAUAUCCAACUCCUUACCCUUCACUUUCACCCAAAUGCCCAGCGUAUCCCCUCACUCACUCUUCCAGAAAGAUUUCGGUCUCGGUAUUUUCAAAGCCUUCCGAGGCGGAGGAAGACGAGGAGCUCCCGUCGGCGCCGGAGGACGAGUGGCUGAAGAAGCUGCCGGACAAGAAGAAGCCGCUGUACGCCCACAGCCUCCCCUGCAUCGAGGCCUGGCUGAGGAACUUGGGGUUUUACCAGAGCAAAGAGGACCGGGCGGUUUGGCUGGUGGAGAAGCCCGAGUGGCACGCCCAGCUCUCGCUCGACAUCACCGAUUUGUAUGUGAGGUAUCUAAAGACUGGACCGGGAAACCUUGAAAAAGAUAUGGAGAGGCGAUUUAGUUAUGCACUGAGCAGAGAGGACAUCGAGAAUGCGGUGCUUGGAGGGCCUUGAGGACAACAAAACGAUUGUUCCUGCAGGCACGUAGUAUGCUCUUCUGAAUUUAUCGACCUCCCAGAAGGCACCUAUUACUUCAGUGGUUGGCGGACUUGUGUGAAUAGGUUACUCUUGAUUCGUAAGAAAGUAUCAGCCUAUCCACACUAGGACUUUUGAGACGAAUAAUAGGCUGUGUUAUUUAUAACUUAAAUUAGUCCUCAUAAGAGCCUUCGUGAUCAAAAUCAUUAUUUUUAGGUUACAGCUAGUACUUUAGGGAGGUGCUGAAUGGUGCAAAUGCUUUAGACAAUUUCAGAUCGAAUGUAUACUUCUUUUCAUGAUAAAAUCGAAUGUAUACUUCUCUA